GUCGAGCAAUGAUUUUUAAAGACCUAUUUCAUCACAGUUGUAUCUAUUUCUCAGAUUCAAUUGAGCUGAUCAGAUAUAUUCCCCGUAAAAUAUUGAAGAAAUUUGCCAAUAUAAGAGUUCUGCUGAGGGACAAAAAAGAUAAGGCAUGGGAAUUAUAGAAAUGGAUUUUAUGAACGUUACUUCUUCCUUAAGUGAUGUCCAAAUCGUUGAAAAUGGCACCAUUCAAGACAGAUUUGAAGAACUUUUAAAAGUAGUUGUAAAACGCUCUGAUACAACUACAGUUAUGCUCAUCUUCAUUCUAAUCACCAUGUGGAUAAUAUUUUUAUUCACAUGGAGCUACAGAUUGAAAGUAUCUUCUCUCGCUAGGACGCUGGAAAGGAGUGUCAGUGAGCGUCCAUACAAAACUCUCAAAUGCCGCCACCAAUUUGAUAUCACUGCAGAUGUACCGAUUGAAAUACUGAGGGAAACUUCUAUUGAAGGUUAGUUAUACAUACAA
Messenger RNA from Parasteatoda tepidariorum (common house spider), 496 nucleotides. The record is from RefSeq and is a predicted model, not a curated record. Lineage: Eukaryota; Metazoa; Arthropoda; Arachnida; Araneae; Theridiidae.